Messenger RNA from Paracoccidioides lutzii Pb01, 3285 nucleotides. RefSeq names its product calcium/calmodulin-dependent protein kinase type IV. The transcript is spliced from 3 exons. The coding region runs from base 1 to 3285 and encodes 1094 amino acids. The record is from RefSeq and is a predicted model, not a curated record. Gene Ontology annotation, molecular function: protein serine/threonine kinase activity; protein binding; ATP binding. Gene Ontology annotation, biological process: peptidyl-serine phosphorylation; autophagy. Gene Ontology annotation, cellular component: cytoplasm.
AUGGAUGAAGCCACCCAGAAGUCUACCCAGCCAUACGCUGACCCGCGGCGGAUGGGGCUUAACAACUCUGGAUUGGAUGAACAAGAUAUUCCCGAUAUUAUUUGUGUUUUGCAUCCAAACUCCCUUUCUGCUUACGACGCCGUAAGUGCAACUGCGCGUUAUGGACUACAGCAUAUCUUACAAAGGGACAAUCUGGAAUACGACAGUGGGGUCCCAAACUGCUCAAAUCGCGAUAUUGCCUUGAGGUUUUCGUCUUCCGUAAAAGAUAUGAGCAUGGGAUUUUGUUUUGGUCGCAACCCGAAUCGCUGCGAUGUAAUGCUCGCUCGGGACGAUAGCGAAAAUAAAAUCUCCAAAGUCCACUUUCGGAUCUUUCUAACACGAGACAACAUCCUAAUGCUGCAAGACACUUCAACCAAUGGAACCCUUGUAGAUGACAAUUUUGUUCAGAGGGAUAAUAAGUUUGGUGCUCCUUCUACUCAAAUGCUCGUUUCUGGUUCUAUCAUUCAUGUGACGAAUGAUUCGAUAGCUGGCAUUAAGUUCAUUGUGCGCAUUCCCCCUCGGGAUGGCUUUGAACGUCAGUACACGCAAAACGUAAUUCGUUACAUGAAUCGUGUACAUAAUAAUGCUUGCAAAAAACCCGGAGUUGGUAGAGGAACACCCGGAAAGAUGGCGCAGCAUGACGGUUUUCUCAUUGUUCCUCAGCAAGGCGGACAAACUCACGGAAUGCACUGGAAUGGCGGUUCCAAGUAUAAUGUUACUGGCCGGAUUGGCAAAGGGGCAUUUGCUACUGUUUACAAACUCGCAACGAAAAGAGACGGAGUGCUCUACGCUUGUAAAGAGCUCGACAAACGACAAUUGAUAAAGAAUAAUAUUUCUGACCACAAAGUUAACAAUGAAAUGAUGAUCAUGAGUGGAUUGCGGCAUCCAAAUAUCGUUGAGUUCAGAGACUAUCAUGAUCACGAUAACCGCUGGAUUUACAUUAUAAUGGAAUUUGUCCCCGGAGGUGAAUUAUCUGCUUAUCUUAAUCAAUGCCAUCAUCUUGCCGAGGACCAAGUAAAGUCGAUUUCUCGCCAAAUAUUGCACGCUCUUCAGUACCUCCAUAGAAGGAGGAUAACGCAUCGCGAUAUCAAACCCGACAACAUUUUGAUCCAAUCGUUUGAUCCGCUGUUUGUUAAGCUUUCGGACUUUGGACUCUCGAAGGUUGCUCAGGAAGAAUCCUUUAUGAAAACCUUUUGCGGGACCCUAUUGUAUUGUGCUCCUGAGGUUUAUCCUGAAUAUGACAAGUACAGGCGAGGAGAAGCAAGGAAGAGAAGACGUGUUGCUGAUCUUGUCCCGAGGACAUCCCCGUACGAUCAAUCAGUCGAUAUGUGGUCCUUUGGCGCAGUGACGUUUCAUAUUCUUUGUGGAACUGCGCCAUUUUUUGGUCGGGGAGACGAUCGAGGCGCAUCUAUGCUCCGCAAUAUCAUGACUACUAAUGCGGAUUACGAUCUUCUUCGACAUGCGGGAGUAUCGGAAGAUGGCGUCGAUUUUGUUUCGAAGCUUCUCAAUCGUGAUCCGAGGGCUAGGCCCAAGGAAGCGGAGUGUUUUAAACAUCCCUGGAUCAAUGACGUACCAGACGAAAUUGCCUAUUCACAAAUUGACGAACCUGAAGUUCGGGAAUUUGACCCAACUUUGGCAGCCGUGAGGGAAGUCAACGAAGAUGAUGAAGCAGAAAGACUCGAUGCUUCUGGCAUUGAUCUCAAUGAUCGUCUCGACGAAGACUUCGAUAACGAAAUCGAUAACUUGGAGGAUCAAGAGGAGACACCCACGAACCAUAAUGAUGUUAAAAGACAGCGGCUUUCCCAUUAUACUGAGGAGGAAAGGCAACAAGUUGCCAUGACUCAAACUCCUGCCGACGUAAUAUACCCUUCAUUACCAAAUCUUGAUAGUUAUGAGUUAGCCCCCAGUAUCCUUGCCCAAGCAGCUCAGUCAUCGGGGCCCCGCCUUUUUGGGGAGAUCACAGGGUGUGACCUGCGGUCCUCUGGCGCCCUUGGUGCCAACAAUAAUCUACCCGAAAAUAUCUCCAGAUUUGAAUUCCGUUCUGAUUGUGCGGAUCCGUACGAUUAUACUUCAUCGGAUGUUGAAUCAUCAGAAAGUAUCAAUACCAUGGCUCCUCCAGCGCGGACCUACCAUCAACGUUCUGGGGUUACACUACAGCGCGGAACCUCUGCACCAAGCUUAAUGGGCGCAGAAUCACUGGUGGGCCAGUUACAUAUGGAAUCUCCUGAUGGACGAUCACCUGACUCCACGAAUCCUACUAGCAACAAUCAAACUACCCCAGAAGCUUCUACUGACAGCGCACUGUCUUCUCAAGCGGGUGAUUCAAAAAGAGGGUCACGAGAUGAUAAGAGAGAGGAGGUAAGGCAAAAUCAAAAUGGCGUCGACUCUAACCAAGCACGAUCAGUUUACGCUGGCGACAAAUGCCUCCCCACCCCAGAAGCCGCGCCCAGAUCUGCAUCCAACCCAUGCCAUUUAGGAACCGAGCACACCUCUAUAUCAUUCGACCCAAAACUACACCUCGAACUCGCCGCCACCAUCGAUGAGCGGACAGGCAAAGAAGUCUCACAAUUCGAUGGCUCCGGCGCUGACUCUGGCGCUAGGGAGUCAAAUCCUGCAGAGAAUCGAUGCUCCCACGACCCUAGAUCAACGCCUAAAGUCGCAAGCCCCAAACAUGCUAUAAAACCAACUCCCCCAUUCGGGGCACUCAUCUCAAUUCCCGGGUCGAUCACUGAUACAACUCUUUACCUUGAAUCGCGCAUGACCUCCUGGGGGCGAGGACCUAGGGUAACCGUUCGUUAUUCGGAUCCUAUGGAUAGCCGUAUCCCCGCCUAUGCCCUUGAACUCACAUUUUGGGCGCCAUCAAUCGAAUCGCGAAUAGCUCAGGGUGAAGACUGGACCCAGGUCCCUGGUGUUAUGACCAUCUUAUCCACUAAAGCAAGUAAUUGCAUCUGGGUCAACAAUGUGGAACUGCGCAAGGAGACACAGUCCCGGGAUGCGCGUCUUUUUGGCAAAUUGUACACGGGCGAUAUAAUCACUGUGUUCAGAGAUCGCAAGCGCUAUCUGCGCUUUCGAUGCGAGUUUUACCAUGGGGAAAGCACCGGGAUGCGACCUCUAGAGGAGAAAGGGUUCAUUAUUCAAAAGGCGAAAUAUGGGCGGAGUAGAAGUGAGGGUGAAGUGAGUUUGAAGACUAUCCAGGACACUACAACGGAGACGGCGCCGGCGGCGGCAUCCACUAUUGCUGCCUAA